This is a messenger RNA of Lytechinus pictus (painted urchin), 2425 nucleotides long. RefSeq lists its product as uncharacterized. The coding region runs from base 3 to 1949 and encodes 648 amino acids. Lineage: Eukaryota; Metazoa; Echinodermata; Echinoidea; Temnopleuroida; Toxopneustidae. The transcript has 2 exons. The record is from RefSeq and is a predicted model, not a curated record.
UGAUGAUGGUCUAUGUUUUACUGAUUCCUUUGAUUUUAUUCGGUAUAAUUAAUGGGAAGGUGGACAUUCUCCUUACACCGGAGAGCGCCAUCAUUUCUACAGGAGAAAACAUAACCCUUCAAUGUCAAGUCAACAAUGUGGACCACCAUUUCUAUGCAAUCAGGUGGAGGCACACUCUACACGAUGUUUCUGGUCCUCUUCAAAGCAACGCAACUUUAGUCAAGGAAACUCUAAAGUUAAAGUCUUCACUGACUUUGUCUAAUCCAGGUGUUAGUUUCACAGGUUUAUAUUUCUGUGAAGUACACUACACUGGUCGAGGGGGGAACUUGGUAUCGUUUGCCACAUCCUUGGUAUCCGGGAUCCACAGCGCAAGGAUAUCAGAGUGUCAUAAGUCUUCCAGUGGAGGUAAAGUGAUACACCUGUUUGAGAGAGGCCCAUCAGUUGACAUCUCUUGUAAGGCCAUCAAAGAACCCAUUGUUCCCGAGUUAAGAUGGAGGUUUCUUCAAAGAGCAGGCAGAACGUACAUUGAUUUCAGCCGUGACGAUGAUGGCAUCUAUCGAUUCAUCAAAUCCACUCUUAAGUGGAACCAAGACUGGCAUGACCUUAUUCUCUAUUGUAAAGCAAUAGAAAUUGGGAAUACAAUCGUGACAAGUCCUUGCGUCAUUGGUCUCAUUAAAGUCAUCCAGCAGCCACAAAUCAUUCCAAGAAACACCAGCCUGGGCUUUGGUUUUGUUAAUGAGGUUGAAUUCUGGUGCGACAUAAGAGGCGUCUAUCAUCAAUCCUGCUCUUACAUGUGGGAGUGCCAACCAAAUGUUCCAGGUUGCCAUAGUGAUAAUGAUACUAUACUCUUCACUAUUGAUGAAUCAACAAGUUUAGGGGAUGAGAUCGACGUUAUCUGUCAGGUAAAGUGCGUCCAAGGUUUCCUUGGAGAAGCUCAUGCAACCUUAACUAUCCUUUAUGAAUCAUUAACUCAAAAUUCAAUGGUUUCUGCUGAAGGAGCUGGAAUCGCAUUAUCACUCCAAUCACAUCCUGUCUUAGAGAGUGAUGAUGAAUUCCUUAGAUGUUCAGCAAACUACAUAGGGAAUGAUAAACCCAUUUUUGCUUGGUAUGUUGAUGGUAUCAAGCAAGGAAUCUCAGACAGCAAUGAAACUAUGCCAAAUCAUCAACAAGAAGUACACUCGACCUAUCGCGUUGGCCACACUUUCCGUUCAGUGGUUUGUGACGCCCUCUAUGAUGGCAACAUUAUUCGUGUCUGGAGCACUUUCAGUGAGGUGAUAGGUACUACCAGUGAUACGAUCAGCUUCACAACCAAUGAUUUUGUCUUGACUUCAUCUCCGAUACCAGCCCUAACAAGGUCUCUCAGCCUUUCUAUAAUCUCCAUAAAGCUUGUGAUAAUCAAUGGUAUCUGUGCUUCAUUGGCAGUUCUGGUCUUCGCCUGGAUUACUUUCAGUUUAUUACGAGGCAGUAGAUACUGGGGCCCUGUCGAUAAUUCCAAAGCCAAAACAUUCAAGGUAAAAUCCAAACUUCCCUCCGAUAAUACUGAAAUGAACCUUACUAUGAACAAACAAGAAACUAAACCUGUCUCAAGUGAUUCCUUCGAAGACUAUGCCUAUCCAGAAUUUCAAAUGCAGACUACAAAGAAUGAGGGUGAACAUUUUGCCUUUACGGUUGCUUCUGGGUUUAGUGAUAUGGAACAUGGAGAAGGUAGUUACGAAGAAUUCCCAGAUGAAAAAUCUUGGCAGCAUGGAUCUGAUUUCCAUCAAGGUAACAAGUUGAUCCAACCUUACCAGAACUUUGUUUUUCCAUCAUCGUCUUCGUUGAGUCCUCCGCUCACCCCGCCACUUGUUCAUGAGUACCACACAACCAGUACUCAUUCCGAAGAUCAUGAUCAUGGAUUUUUUGGCAAAGACUCAUCCACUUAUUCUUUACAUCAUGAAUAUCACGCUUGACACAUAGUUUUAGGAAGAUUGGAUCAUAAUCAGUGAUAACAAAUAAUCAGGAUUGAGGAAAGACAUAUACAUACUACAAAAGCCGUUUCAAUUUAAAGAUGUGCACUGUUCAUGUUCAUGAGAGGCCUACUUUUCACUUGGGAGUAGACACAUUUUUCCUAGAUAGAAUAUGCAAUGAGUGAAAUUGGAGAAAAAGGAUUGUAGGGAAGAAUAAGGAUUACUUUGUAGAAUGAGCAAUGAGAUUCCUAGAAAACUGUAGUGUUGAAUAGCCUGUAAUCAUUUUAAAAUGUGCCAACCAAAGCAGGAUGAAAGGUACUCUAUCGUGGACCAAUCUCACAGGAUUAAUGCGAAGAAGUGACGUCUCAAUAGGGCUUAAAGGCAUAUGCUAACGUUGUAGACAUGUAAUUUAAAAAAUAUCAAAGGAGAGAUGAAAUAUGUACAUGAAUGCCUUUCUGUCAACCUAAAAACUCUAAAUC